Molecule: messenger RNA, 1422 nt
Organism: Hordeum vulgare subsp. vulgare (domesticated barley)
Lineage: Eukaryota; Viridiplantae; Streptophyta; Magnoliopsida; Poales; Poaceae
Exons: 6
Coding region: 359-727 (122 amino acids)
Source: RefSeq, a predicted model, not a curated record
GCACUCGCACACACACGCCCGCCCACACCCGCACCCGCCCCCCGCCCCCGCCAGCCCGCACGACUCCCCGCCCAACCCGACCCCCUCGCCGCCGGCGAACCCAGCCCCGCCGAAUCCCACGCCACGCCGCCUACCCCCGGCCCCCUCGCCGCCGGCCAUCCCAGCCCCGAUCCAUCCCUCGCCGUCGGUCAUCCCAGCCCCCACCCAUCCUUGAUGGAUCUGCCUCUCCUCAUCCUCGCCGGCGUCGAGUGAUGGUGGUGCUCGGGCGGCCCAAGAGCGGGCGCGGCGCGGGCAGGGAUCCGCCUCUCCUCAUCCUCACCGGCGGCGGCGCGAAGCGGAGAGAGAGAGAGGCGGAGAGAUGUCGAAGCGAACUGGUCCCCCGAAGCACCAGAAUAGCUACGCAUGGAAGCCCAACCUCGGCCGGAAAAUCAACGAGACCGAGCCUGGGGGCAGGUUCCGGCCUCUGUCGGAGAUCACCGGCGUCUGCCAGCACUGCCGGGACCAAAUCCAUCCGCCGUUGACACCGUAUUCUCCUCCCGGCGGGAUCCGGCCUCUACCACUAUGCACAGCCUUUCAUCGAUAUGGACUCGUGCUUCUCGGCCCCAUGGUGUCGUGCUGGACGAGUGCUCCACGGCCCCUCCUCCACGGUCUCGUAUAUUCGUAUGGGACGGACGAGGGCGAGCCCUGGGCAUGGUUGCUGCUGUUCUGGCUGCCUGCUCAACGUUGACGGCGGCGGCAAGAUCAGCAGGCUUGAGAUAAUCGCGCUGCUCCCCUCCCCUCCCGACACGAGGAUGAGAAUGGCGCCGUCGAGUUCAACGAGGUCACCCUCUCCUUCGCAGCUUCUCCUCUAACCUUGUCGCUGCCCUAUCUAUGCCGAUCACUUGCAGGUCGCCGAGGCCUUCCGCACAUUUGACCGAGACAGCAGGUCAACAGAGGAUACAUCUCAACUGACCAGCUCGUGCGCUCCAUGGUGCCAUUACAAGUGGCUGGAGGGAUGGUGUAUGCUCACAAGGUUUCUGUAGGCCAAGUUGUUUCAUCCAGACAAGAAUCCCACGAAUCUUAACGUGAUGUGGGAAUUUCAGGUCAUCUUCAGGGCUACCGCCUUGAUCCGCACGUGGUCCUUACUCACUCCUGUGGAAACCAGGCAGCCUUUGGUUACUGGGUGUGUCCGAUGGGAGAUGGUAGCUCAUGUUAUCUUUAACCGAUAUGGAUGGCGGCAUGCUAAUAGGAUUGGACCUUAGUCCAGUUUAUCCGAGGGAUAUAGUCGGUUUUUGGGCGGUCUGAUCGCCGUGUAAAUCUUUUUUCUUGUUUUCUGAAUGCUCGGACUACUUUGUAUUUUUUCAGACUACUUCGUUCGUAAUAAAAUGGCUGUAUGCAUCAUUCAAUGCAGAGGCCGGGGCAACGCCUCCUUUUCGAAAAAAA